AUUCCAGAAAUGACCGCCGACAUGCCAAAUGCCGCAUAUGAGGCCACAUGUGCCCAGUCCACAGGAUUAAGCAUGCGCGAGAGUCGACUUGUGCGUCCCAAGAGCUAUCCAGCAUCCAAGCUAACACCGCCGAAGGACUCGAAGAAAGUUACACGUAGCGGUGCUGCUAUUCCCACGAUAGUCGAAGGAAGGCUACGAGAUGCGACGCCACCGCUUGCAGUCGAGGAAAAGUUUGAGCUCCAGACGCCAAGCAUGAAAUCGAAUGUGGAAACUUCUUCUUCAAGUGAUAUUAAGGCGAAUACCAUCAAGAAAAUUAUUAAGGUUUCUAAGAAGUCUAAGCUAGCACAGCCACUGCCAGUCACACCUACUACACCAACAACAACCACAACAACAUCAACAACGACCACGCCUGUUGAAACUUCCAAGGAGUCCAGUCCCGCAAUAAAAGAAAAAUCACCCGAAAAGAAGCCAAGUAAAGGGUUGCUCUACGCUAUAGGACAGAAAUUUGAAAAACUACGUGACUCAGCUAUGAGCAAGGAAAAGAAAAGCGCCUCAUCCAGCCCCGCCUCUUCAGCAAAUGGCGCCGUCGUAAAGAAGAGAUCUCCAGAUAAUGCCUCCCCAGAGAAGAUAAAGGAAAAGUCCAUGCUGCUUAAAAAGAAAAAAUCUUUGGAUGGCACAAUCACAAAGACUGAUAAAUACGCUACAUCGAGCAAUGCAAUUGAAAAAAAUGCAUCUCAAAAAGCGCUCAACACUGAUGGCGAAAUAAAGGAAAAACCAGCCAAGUCCGAUAAGCGUUCUCGAAUCGAUUCGAUGAUUCGUUCAUUGCGUGAACGUUCAGUACCAAGAUCCCGACCUGCAACUGAGACGAAUUAUAUAAAGCGGGCCAUCAGCGUAGAGGAAAUGCCAGGGACUUUUAAUCGGAAUGCUGUGAAUCGAGUACUAGGGCUUUUUAAACGAACUGAUAAGGACGCGGGUGGCGCUGACCGGCGUGUUCAGAGCACACGUUCAACAAGCAAUAUGGAACGUCAAAUACGCGAAUCAUCACCUUCGCCCAUCUACCAAAAUACGACGGAGUGCCAUCGUUCGAAUAGCAUUUCAGCUGCGAUCGCUGCCAACUUACUGACCAACAAUAGUGGUAGCGUCCGGAAAUGCGACAACACUGCCAAAUGUAGCUGCGAAAUAGCAAAGACGCCUAGAGGAAACACCGAAGAGAAGCAGUGUGUCGAGUGUUUGCACGAUACUGCAACAAGUCUGAAAACCAAGAGUCGUGGUGAAAAGGAUAUCGUUAUGCCCCCGGUUAAAGAAGUAGCGCAGGGCAAUAAAGACAAGCGCAAGGGUCUGAUGCUGGACCUUACUAAAUUGGAUAAAAUCGACAACAAUUCCACAACAAAUCGCAACAACUUGAAGGCAGCCUAUAUAAAUGGCAAUGGCAUUUACUCAAAUCUGCCGCCAUACCCGGGUGCGGUGAACAGCUCUUCAAACAACAGCUCCAGUCUACAAUCGAUGGAUAAUGCCACAAAUAAUAACAAUUCCUAUAUGACCAAUAAUAAUUCAUCGAUGCAAACAUCACAAACGUCAGGCUAUCGCACGUCGUCUACGCACGAAAUAAAUCGAAAUCAUUUAUUAACACCUUCCACUGAGAACAUUGCCAAUUACUCGUCCGACUCUCGCAGUUACCAGGAUGACUGCGCAUCAACGUCGACCUUCCUAUCGCCCACUGAAGAACCUGAACUUUAUUUCGACAAUUGGUCCGUUUGCUCGGAGGAUAAUUAUAUGCUGCAUGCCUCCCCAUCGCCAACAGUGUCGCGCCUCUCGCGCGCAUCUCAACUAUCAUCACCCACCCGUGGCGAGAGUUCCGAUCCGAAUGAAAGUGUAAUUGAUCGUAUAAAGCGUCGCAGUUUCUAUUGCCGCUUUAACGAUAAGAAGCCCAAGCGCACGAGUAGUAUUGUUGGACCGAGUGCAGUCCGUGACUAUUAUCGUGAACAAGCCAUAAGUGGCGUAAGUUUGGGUGCUGGUGUAGGUGCGGGCGCGAGCGCAAACUACUAUAAUACCUACAGCCCGAAAAGACGUUCCUCAUAUACAUUCAAUGGCACACUGCCAAGUGGUGCAACGCUCACUAAUUCCACAUUGGAUGGUUAUGCGACCGUUGGUCGUCGACCUAUACGCACAUACGACCAUCGCACCAUGUCACUGCUUGACCCAACGACCUCCUCCUCAUCGACAGCUGGCGCUAGUAGUUAUAGGCGCGAAGCGCGAACACCGGUCAGAGACUACACAACGGGCAUUUCGAGAUCGAAUUCGCGCUAUCGUACCUCGUCGGCAUCACGCAGCCCUACAAACAUUUGAUGUACAACACCGCAGAAUGGUUUCUGUAUCUUCUGCUAUUACUCAAAACGAAAUCGUACCAGCAGCACGCAUACCGCCUCGUCGUCAUCCUCGAAAACCAGUGGCGACAAGAAAUUGCAGGAAUGCACCAGUCGAAUUAGAAAUAAGUUUUAAUUGUACUACAACAAAAUAGCUUUCUACUUAAGAUCAAUAAAUUUAGUAGUAAACUCAUAAGAUACAUAUUUAUGUAUAGAUAAAAAGGGUGAUUCACACUGUUGAAUAAUAGUCUAAAAUGUGUGAAAAUCUUAGAACGGUCGAUUCAGGACUUUAGUCUUCUAUGCAAAAUUGUUCCAAGAUCCAGGAGAAAAAAGGUUUGAUCGUAAUAAGGUUCACAAAGAAAAAAGUUUAAUUUUUGGUCUCGGCGCAAACCAACUCACGGUUGAGGUUAAGUAAGCAUCAUUUUGGAGGGAUUUUCGGAUUAAUGAGGCUUUUGUUCAUGGAAUAAAGAGAUUAAGCUAAUGGUUAUGAGCACCUGAAGCGAAAUUCCCCUUACAAGCUACAUACACCCAUAAGUUGCCUGAAAGGGUGCACCAAUCAAGUUCAUCUUCAAAAAUCUUAACCAUACUGAUGCGCAGAGGGAGAAAAAAAAUGGAAUCGGCCAGCUCUUGCAAGCAAAUUCUAGUUGUGUUCAUCUCCUUUUAAAGCAUAAAUAGAGAAUACAAGAAAAAGGCGUGGGUACCAGGAACUCAUAAAAUUUGAUGCGUAAACAUCCGUGUACGGCUUGGUAAAGCAUUAGGCGAUUUAGUUACAAACAUAAAUAGGUUAGGUUAGAAAUUAAACAAUAGCGAUAUUCUCGAAAGCUUGCAAAGCCAAUGCACAUACAGUGACGAGC
Messenger RNA from Rhagoletis zephyria (snowberry fruit fly), 3217 nucleotides. RefSeq lists its product as uncharacterized. The record is from RefSeq and is a predicted model, not a curated record. Gene Ontology annotation, molecular function: structural molecule activity. Lineage: Eukaryota; Metazoa; Arthropoda; Insecta; Diptera; Tephritidae.